This is a messenger RNA of Pecten maximus, 4383 nucleotides long. Its product is annotated as protein retinal degeneration B-like. Gene Ontology annotation, biological process: phospholipid transport. Gene Ontology annotation, cellular component: cytoplasm. NCBI's taxonomy places the organism in Eukaryota, Metazoa, Mollusca, Bivalvia, Pectinida, Pectinidae. The record is from RefSeq and is a predicted model, not a curated record. Gene Ontology annotation, molecular function: metal ion binding; phosphatidylinositol binding; phosphatidylcholine intramembrane carrier activity.
GUGGCCAGACACUGUGAAUUCCUAAAGAAGAUAGCUAUUACUGUGGGUUGUUAAGAGGAUCAAAGGUUCAAAACUGCAGAUUCAACAUGGAGGACCAUUUCUACUGUUCAAACUGGAGAUAUACAAUUCAACCAAAUGACUCUGAAUCAAGAUGAAGACAGGAAGACCGGUGCUCUCGUCUACUGUAGAGAAAACAUCAUGGCCAUUUUAAAGUAAGGUCUGGAGACAGGCAUGUUUUAUCUAUAGUAGCGUCCUGAUAUCUAGACAACCACCGCCAUGUUGAUCAAGGAAUAUCGCAUCGGUCUGCCUAUGAGCGUUGACGAGUAUCGGAUUGCCCAGCUUUAUAUGAUACAGAAAAAAAGUCGAGAAGAGAGUCAUGGAGAAGGCAGUGGUGUUGAGAUUCUGACUAAUGAACCAUACACUGAUGGUCCAGGGGGAGAUGGUCAAUACACCUAUAAAAUAUACCACAUAGGGAGUCAUUUACCAGGAUGGUUUCGUGCCAUUUUGCCUAAGUCUGCCCUCAUGGUGGAGGAAGAAGCUUGGAAUGCCUAUCCCUACACCAAGACACGCUACAGGUGUCCGUUUGUAGAAAAGUUCCUUCUGGAGAUUGAAACUAAAUAUAUCAACGAUGGUGGAGGUCAGGAAAAUGUGUUCAGCAUGUUACCGACAGAGAUCAAACAACGACAAUUAGACUUCAUAGACUUAGUGAAAGAUCAACUUCCAAGUAGCGAUUACAAAAAGGAGGAGGACCCCAAACUUUAUAAGUCAUCCAAGACUGGGCGUGGUCCACUGACUGACAGCUGGUGGGAGGAGUACAGUAAAGAGUCAAAGGUCAACGGGUCAAGCAAGGCUAUGAUGACUGCCUACAAACUGUGCAGGGUGGAAUUCCGCUACUGGGGCAUGCAGAACAAAAUAGAGAGAUUUAUACACGACAUCGGUCUGCGGAAAACGAUGCUUCGUGCUCACAGACAAGCAUGGUGCUGGCAAGAUGAAUGGUUCGGACUAAAACUAAGUGACAUCCGGCAACUAGAACUGGAAACACAGCUGGCUCUUGCGGCAAAAAUGGCUGCCACUUCAAACCACAACGAAGAUGAUGAAUUGCUUGAGGACAACCAAAAUGAGAUUGAAAUAAAUGUUAACGUCAGACCCAAAAUCCCAGUAUCUGUAUCCAAUCAGGAGAUUGGCUGUGGCAAACAUUUUAACGAUGGAAAUGUUGAGGAAGUCAUCAAUUCAAACUCUGUUGUCACUCACAGACAGUCCUUCUCGAAUUCCACAAGGUCAAGGUCACAAGGCACUAACAGUCGAGAUAUGUCUGCAUCCCGGAUAUUUGAAAGUUUAGAGCGACUUCAGGAAUCUAGCUCUGAGUCUGAGGAUGAGUUUUACGAUGCUAAAGAUGCCAGUUUUUGUGACUCUCAGUUUUCAUCUGACCUUGGGUCAGAUUCAGAUGUGGAUUCAGAGGAUGAACAAGAGUCUGAAGGAGCUAUGAUGGUUCGAUCCUCAUCCAACGAACUCAUCAACAGUAAUGACGAAUUCUCAGAUGCUGUAUCUACGAUGUCAUUUGAUCCAAAUGAUUCUCCAUUUGAGCGGCGCCUGACAAAGUACAAAAUGCAUUACCAUGGUGACCGUAGCCAGGAAAAAGAAACAUCUCCGCCUCAUUCAGCAGGCUGUAAAUCGAACAUUUUGUUUUUGGUGCUUCAUGGAGGAAGUGUGUUGGACUCCAGUAACCUAGAGCAAGCUUCCAAGCGUGUUGAUUUUAACAUGAUCAAGUCAACAUUUGAAACUGUGAUACGUAACAAUUACCCAGGAGCCCUUGGUCACAUUGCGUUCCGUCUUGUUCCUUGUCCUCAGAUUUGUAAUGAGGCUCUCGGUAUAUUGUCCAGUGUAAGCCCGUACAGUUUUGAAUCACACCCUCCAUCAACUGGGGAGGCAGGAGUGAUUUGGACUCAGGAGUUUGUUCCCUUGGGAGCCAUCUCCUUAUUUGUGACUUCCAACCCAGACUACCAUGAGUAUGUCAACAAAAUGGUUGCCAAGGCCAAUCUAGUCUAUCAUGAGUUUAUGUUAUCAGACGAGGGAAAAGGAUUUACAGGACAGGUCUGUUUGCUCGCCGACGCUAUGGGAUCCUUGUUAGGGUACGACGCCUUAUGUCAAGCCAACACUAACUACACUCGUGGCCUCAGUACAUUUGACAGUCAUUGCAGCCUCAAUGACCCCGACUCCUCAGCACUUCGUCAAGAGCAGGACCAUGAUUCCACUCUCAAACGAGACGCUCAACCAGACUCAUCCACCCUCAGGCGAGAGAAAGCACAGACCUCUGAGAAAAUGAACAUAGAAACAUCACGACAGUUAAGUCACAGUGACCCAGAUUUGUGCUUGUCUUCAGGAGGUUUGAGUGAAAAACAGUUCAAUAAAAGUGAUUUUGUGUCUUCUGAGUUUAAGCUGAGACGUCAGUGUUCAGCCAAUGUACGCCCACAACAGACUCAUCUCAGUGUCAGUGACAGUUCUAAGGAGGAUUGUGGACGCAGGACUAGUAUGGGCAGUUACAAUGACGCCUCAGUAAUUAAAUUUGACUUUGAUGUUUCCGAUUUCUUUAUGUUAGGUUCGCCUCUUGGACUCGUUCUGGCCUAUCGAAGAAUGUUUUUUGGAGAUGAUCGUAAUUGGUGCCCAUGCAGCCCUGCGUGCCAUCAAGUGUACAAUAUGAUCCACUCCAGUGAUCCGACAGCCGCUCGGCUGGAACCAAUGCUUCAUACAAGUUUUAAACACAUCUUCCCUAUUAAAGUGCCACGCUAUACAAAGUUUCCUGUUGGUGACGGAGAACCUAUACAUGUCGUGGAAACGAUACAGAGUAACUUGUCACUGUUCAUCAAUAAUCGCCGUGGCUCGGCAGGGCCAAGUCUCCAGCGACAAAACAGUGUGUCCAGUGUAGUUAGUCAGAUCUCUGGCCUAGGAGAGUCCAUGGUGUCCAGUAUCACAAAUGUGACCAGUAAGUGGUGGGGUAAUAAGCGUAUCGACUUUACCCUAUACUGUCCAGAAGUUCUCCACUCCUUCCCUACGUCAGCCUUGCCUCAUCUCUUCCACUCCAGUUUCUGGGAAUCUUCCGAUGUAGCUGCCUUUGUACUUAGACAGAUUUUACGACAUGACAUCCUCAGUUUGGACAUGGACAAAGACCUUGAUCGCCUAACAGUCAGUCCAGAGUCCAUCAAUCUCCCCAGAGAAAAAUGGCUGAAGAGGAGAACCACCAUUAAAGUAAAAAAUCUGCAGCCGAAUCACCGAGGUAAUGAUGUCAUUGUAAUGGAGGACACCGCUCAGGAGUUCAGUGCCCGGUUUAUGUAUGGUUCUUUUGAUGUCACCUCACUGUCAGGAGAAAAGGUUGAUGUCCAUGUGAUGGAUCAGUCAACAGGGGAAUGGAAAUUUCUUGGAACAGCUGUCACAGACAAGCAUGGCCGCCUCAACUACACAAUCCCGGAGGAUAAACGCUUACACCAAGGAAUGCAUUCAGUCAAGAUUGUUGUAAGAGGGGAUCACAGCUGUGCUGACUUUUUCCUGACAGUUUUACCACAGAAGACAGAAACAGUGGUAUUCAGUAUUGACGGCUCUUUUACUGCCAGUAUGUCCAUUUCGGGUCGCGACCCAAAGGUUAGAGCUGGAGCAGUGGAUGUUGUACGGCAUUAUCAAGACCAGGGUUAUCUGAUUCUGUAUGUGACGGCGCGACCAGACAUGCAGCAUCGGAAGGUUGUGUCGUGGCUGGCCAUGCAUAACUUCCCACAUGGCAUGGUGGCCUUCAUGGACGGACUCUCUAAAGAGCCACUCAGACAGAAACUCAAUUAUCUCAAAGGAUUGGUGUCCAAAGCGGGAAUUGUGUACAAGGGGGCGUAUGGCUCCAACAAAGAUAUCUAUGUGUACCGGGAACUGGGACUGACAUCUCAGCAGAUGUUCAUUGUGGGCAAGGCUUCCAAAAAACAGAUGGGGCAGGCACAGAUAUUGUCUGAUGGAUAUGCUGUCCACCUACAGUCUCUACAGCUACUGGGGCGAUCAGCCGUGGGCAAUGCUCGUAUGUUUAUACGCAAAGGAUGCAUGACAGUUCCUAAUCAGAGUGAGGGUAGAAAAAGUGAAGGCAAGCGAGCUGUAAAGCGAGUCUCAUCUAAUUCAGCAUCAACAUCAGGUGGUGAUUUUCUCAAACCACAGGAUGUUCUUAUAACUGUGAGUGACACUGGGAAUACGAUUGUACAAAACAGUCAAGCAGACUUCCGUACUACAGCCCGCGCUCGAGGGUCCUCCCCACGCCCCAAGGUGUCAACAGAGGUGCCACGAUGAUCAGGCAUUGUUUAUAAAAAAUGAUCACCAUCUUGUACACCUCCGAAAUAUAGAAGCAGUGUCAGCAAAAAA